AUGCUCAAGCCCAAGGACCUGUGCCCCCGAGCGGGUACGCGUACCUUCCUGGAGGCCAUGCAGGCGGGCAAAGUGCACCUGGCCCGCUUUGUGCUGGAUGCGCUGGACCGCAGCAUCAUCGACUGCCGCGCGGAGCAGGGCCGCACGCCGCUCAUGGUGGCCGUGAGCUUGCCAGACCCCGCGCUGCGCGCGCGCUUUGUGCGACUACUGCUGGAGCAGGGUGCAGCAGUGAACCUGCGGGACGAGCGCGGCCGCACGGCGCUCAGCCUGGCGUGCGAGCGCGGCCACCUGGACGCCGUGCAACUGCUGGUGCAGUUCAGCGGCGACCCCGAGGCGGCCGACUCGGCGGGCAAUAGCCCGGUGAUGUGGGCGGCAGCGUGCGGCCACGGGGCGGUGCUCGAGUUCCUGGUGCGCUCUUUCCGCCGCCUCGGCCUGCGCCUCGACCGCACCAACCGGGCGGGCCACACGGCGUUGCAACUGGCCGCCGCCCGCGGCCACGGGACCUGUGUGCAGGCCCUCACCGGGCCCUGGGGCCGCGCAGCCGCCGCCGCCGCCGCCGCCGCCGCGGCUCGGGGCUCCAACUCCGACAGCCCCCCUGGCCGUCCGGCUCCCGCGCCCAGCCCGGAGCGCCGAAGACCCAGUCCCCGCCGCCUACCGCGGCCGCUUCUGGCGCGCUUUGCUCGAGCGGCCGGCGGCCAUGGUCACGGCGGCGAGGCUGGCUCAGGGGGUAAGGGCUUCGGUCGGCACCGGGUGCAGGGCAGCGAGCGGCCGGAGCUGGGCCGGAGCAUGAGCCUGGCGUUGGGUGCCGUGACCGAGGAGGAGGCGGCUCGACUGCGGGCGGGAGCCCUGAUGGCACAACCACACUCGCCUCAGUCUUCAGGCGUUGGGCGGUGGCGUUCGCAGGAGGUGCUGGAGGGAGCGCCCCCAACCUUAGUGCAAGCCCCUGUCGGCCUUAGCCCCCACCCCGAGGGCGGCCCCGGCUCUGGCCGCUCGGGUUUGCGCCGACGCUCUACAGCUCCAGACAUCCCCAGCCUGGUCGGGGAAGCACCUGGGCCCGAGAGCGGCUCAGAAUUAGAGCCCAACGCUCUGCCCCAUUCGGUGCCUGGGCCUCAGCCUUGGCAGGCGGGCACGGAGGCCGUGGUGCUGCACGCUCAGCAGUAA
Molecule: messenger RNA, 1161 nt
Organism: Lagenorhynchus albirostris (white-beaked dolphin)
Lineage: Eukaryota; Metazoa; Chordata; Mammalia; Artiodactyla; Delphinidae
Gene: ANKRD63
Product: ankyrin repeat domain 63
Exons: 1
Coding region: 1-1161 (386 amino acids)
Molecular function (GO): protein binding
Source: RefSeq, a predicted model, not a curated record